Messenger RNA from Xiphias gladius (swordfish), 11792 nucleotides. It is a transcript of the gene patj, whose product is annotated as PATJ crumbs cell polarity complex component. NCBI's taxonomy places the organism in Eukaryota, Metazoa, Chordata, Actinopteri, Istiophoriformes, Xiphiidae. The record is from RefSeq and is a predicted model, not a curated record. The coding region runs from base 567 to 6377 and encodes 1936 amino acids. Gene Ontology annotation, molecular function: protein binding. The transcript has 47 exons.
GGGGCCUUCAGACUGGUUUCUGUCUUGUUACGUGAUGUGAAGGUCGGGGAACGCUGUGCCGUGUGGUGUGUGUGUGUUUUCCCCCCCGUACGCGCUGAUAAACCGGCCCUGCCGAGCGAACAGUCUGAUAACGAGCCUCUCGCCUGAGAUACAGGCACAGACACCUGAACGCAGCACGGAGAGGGCCGGUCCGCACCGCCACAAACGAGCUUGAGCACAAGUUCGAGUUUGACGGAUCAGGAAAAGCGAGAUUGAAAACAAACACAGGCUCCUCUUUCAGACCCCCAGACUGGAAGAGACUCGAGAACAACUGGGCUCGGUUGUGCGUCUCUUUGCGGUGGUUUUAUGUCUCUCAGUUGUCGUUUCUUAACAUUUCUUGUCAGAAAGUCAACCAGUGAACCAUUAUAGUGCUGAUAACGUUGACCCCUUCAUGUUUUAACUUGCUUCAGCUUGUGUUUGAAAUAAAUGUGAAAUAAUGUUAUUCUCCGCUCUUUGUUCAGAUUGAUCCAGAGGGACAGACAGAGACAGACAGACAGAGACAGACAGAGAGAGAGAGAGGGGCGACGAUGUUUGAAAAUGUCCCAACAGUGUCCUCAGCGGAGCGUCAGCAGGUACUGGGAGCUCUGGACCGUCUGCACUCCAAACUGGUCCAGAGGGAAGAGUGGACCCACAGUGACACCCUGGGGAACCUGAGGGAGACCCUCCAGAGUCCACUAUUCAACCACAUCCUGACCCUGCAGCAUUCCAUCAAACAGCUCCGAAACCAGUUGAGCAGUAUGCCGCCUGACGCCUGCAGUGAGUUCAGUUUCUCCAAAAAGGGUCAGCUGAUCGUGAGUGCCGUUAAUCCCGCCAGCAGCUCGGCCCCGCCCACCUUGUCUGCCUCCUCCUCCAUCCUGACCAAUGGCUCAUCUCUGCCCAUCCAUCAGACUCCGCCCCCUUCCGACAUCCUCCAGAAGUGGAUCCUCACUACCGCCAAGGGACGUCAAACGGAGCUGGUCAGUCUGACUCGGCCUCUGUCUGGAGGCCUGGGCUUCAGCGUGGUCGGUCUGAAUCCUGCAGGAAGCAGCAGUCAGGGAGUCUUCGUCAAACACAUCCAGCCUGGAGGCAUCGCGCACAGGGAUGGGCGUCUCCAGGAGAGGGACCAGAUCCUGGUGAUCAACGGGAGUCCUCUGGAGCCGGGGAUCAGCCAGCAGAAGGCCCUGACCCUCCUGCAGCAGCCUGGAGAGACGGUGGAGCUGGUGGUGGCCAGGGACCGCCAACCCAACGCACCAUCACCCGUCACGGCCAUCAACACGGAUCAGUGGGGUCACGUGGAGGAGAUCAAGCUGCUGAACGAUGGAUCUGGUUUGGGCUUCGGCAUCGUGGGAGGGAAGACGACCGGGGUGGUGGUCAGGACGCUCAUCCCAAACAGCGUGGCUGAUAAGGACGGCCGUCUCCACACAGGUGACUACAUCCUUCGCAUUGGGUCAACGGCCACCAGUGGCCUCACUAGCGACCAGGUGGUCAAGGUGCUGCAGGGGUGUGGGAGUCACGUGACCAUGCUGAUUGCGAGGGAUCCCCUAGGUCAGAGGUCAACGGGUCCGCCUCCCCCACCACCUCCAGACUCUGCCCCUGUCUCCUCCUUACCCCCCCGACCCCCUGAACUGGCCCCCGGCCGCCGGGUCAGCAAGACGCCCAACCUGGAGGGAUAUGAGAUCCACGAGGUUCCUCUAACCAAGAACGACGGCCAGAGCCUCGGCAUCUCCAUCAUUGGCUACAAUCCUCUGACCAGCCAAGAUGCAGUAGGUGUGUUUGUGAAACAUGUAGUACCAGGCAGCGCUGCAGAUCAGAGCGGAAACAUCCGGGUCCAUGACCGACUGAUAGCUUUGGAUGGCGUCAGUCUUCACGGUAUGACCAAUCAGGAGGUGCUGGAGGUGAUGAAGCAGACGGGUCAGACUGUGGUUCUCACUGUGGUGAGGAAGAAAGCCAGAGCCCUGGAGAGAUCCCUGGAUAAAGUGGAGAGGGAGUCGUCUCAUGUGUCACUGCGGAGGUCAUUGGAGGUGAAGGCUCGCUCAUCUGGGUUUAGCUCCACAAUGAUGAAGCUGGAACCAAUGUACUCCAACACAGCACAGGGGUCCCUGACCAGGGGUGAGCCCACAUACUCAUACAGUCCAGACGUGCUGGUGGAAAAAGUGGUGAAGUUGGAUCCUGUCAUUGAAGAUGAUGCAGAGCUGCAGAAAUCCUCCAAGCUGUUGCCCGUCCACACUCUGCGCCUCGGUGUCGAGUUGGACUCGUUCGAUGGUCACCAUUACAUCUCCUCUGUGGCCCCUGGAGGCCCAGUGGAUAAACAUGGAGUCUUGAGACCAGAGGACGAGCUCCUCGAGGUGAAUGAUGUUCAACUCUACGGUAAGUCCCGUCGAGAAGUGGUAUCAUUCCUCAAAGAAGUGCCUCCCCCGUUCACUCUGGUCUGCUGCCGACACCCGACCUCUGACCUGGAACCGGAACCGGAACCAGAACCAGAAUCUGAACGUGAGUCUGAACCUGAGCCAGUGUUACGACCAGGACGUGGACCGGCAGGACCAUCACAGCCCAGUGUGGAGGAGAUCGAGCUGAAGCUGUCGUCGAUGCUCUGCAGUCAGACGGUUGCGAGAAACGACAGCAGUGAACAGCAGCAGGCAGACAGACAGGAGCAGAUAUCCCCUGUGGAGGAGGUUCUGAAGGAGGAUAAGAUUCAACACAGCCAGCAGGAGGAGGAAGAUGAGGAGCAAGAUGAAGAUGAAGAUGAGGAUGAAGAUGAAGGGGAGCUGGCUCUGUGGUCCCCAGAUGUUCAGCUGCUGGAGCUGCAGAAGGAGAGAGACAAAGGCCUCGGCUUCAGCAUCCUUGACUACCAGGACCCGUUAGAUCCUGGUCGCUGCGUGAUGGUGAUUCGUUCUCUGGUUCCUGGUGGCUCAGCAGAGCAUCAUGGUGGUCUCCUUCCUGGAGACCAGCUGGUUUCAGUCAACCAGACCCAGCUGGACCUGCUCACCCUGGCUCAAGCUGUGGAGGUCUUGAAGUCUGCCCCACCUGGCACAGUUCGCCUGGGUAUCCGGAAGCCUCUGGUGGGGGAGGGAUCAGAGGGGAGGACAGAGGACAGCAGCCAGGUGUCUCUCAACAACACUCAGCUACGUGUACCAAAGGGUUUCGGUGACGGCUCCAUCCUGCCUGAAGACCUUCGACAAGAAGAAGAGGAGGAGGAGGAGGAGGAGAUGGAGCCAGAGCUGAUCCUGGAUGGAGGUCUGCCACGCUAUACCACCUCCUCUCUGACCUCUGACCUCCUGCCUGUAGAGGAGGGCAGGGAGAUGGCUGUGGACGAGGUAGAGGAGGAGGAGGAGGAGGAGGAGAAGGAGGUGAAGACAGACGAGAGAGAAAAGGAGAGGACGGCCUCUCUCCCCAGGCAACCACCUCCAUCAUGGGAGGAGUGGAAGCUCUCCGCCUCCAGCCGGGCUGGACCAGAGGAGAGCUGGAGAAGAGAGAAGCAGGAGCAGCCCAGAGAGGGGGAAGACCUGCAGAGAUCAGACCGUGAAAGCAUUGUGUCCGAAGGAAAUCUGAUUCUGGGUCCUCCAGACUCCAGAGACAGUGAAGCAGACUCUGAGCUCACUCUGACAGACACUGACACAGAGUCUGUCAGGAUGAUUGACAUGGAGAGGAGACAGAGGCGGGGCCAGGGAGGAGCCUCUCUACCAAUCAGUGGCGUCCACAGUGAUCUCCCUGAAAGAGAGGAGGGGGAGGGAGAGGAAACUCCUGCCUUCAGUCACUGGGGACGCCCCCGCAGGGUGGAGGUGUGGGCUGAGGAGGAUCAGUCUCUGGGUCUGAGCAUCGUGGGAGGUCGUCACAUCAUCAAGCGUCUGAGGAACGGAGAGGAACUCAAGGGAAUCUUCAUCAAGCAGGUUUUACCAAACAGCCCCGCUGCCAAGACACUGUGUCUGAAGACCGGAGACAAGAUUCUGGAGGUGUCAGGUAUUGACCUUCGAGCUGCCAGUCAUGAGGAGGCGGUCAGUGCCAUUAAAUCAGCUCCGAGCCCCGUCGUCUUCAUCGUCCAGAGCCUGUCUGCUACACCGCGGCCUGUGUCUCUAACAGCUCCCACCUACAGCAAACACAAAGCAAAGAGGACAGAGCCUCCGAAACCAGGAGUAACCACGCCCCCUCUUAGACAGCCCCCACCCUACAGACCUCCCGGCCAAUCGGAGCACGAGCUGAACUCUGACCUGGAGCAGGCCAAAGAGCGUUGGUGUGAGCGUUAUGGAGACCUGCGGGGGGAGCUGCUGUGCGUGGAGCUGGAGAAGGAGCGGCAGGGUUUGGGUCUCAGCCUGGCGGGAAACAGGGAUCGUUCCCGCCUCAGCAUCUUUGUGGUGGGACUCCAUCCUGGUGGACCGGCCGCUCGCGACGGACGCAUCCGGGUCGGAGACGAGCUGCUGGAGAUUAACAACCAGAUUCUUUAUGGGCGGAGUCACCAGAACGCCUCGGCCAUCAUUAAGAGCGCCGCCUCCAAGGUGAAACUCAUCCUGCUCAGAAAUGAAGAUGCUAUAAACCAGAUGGCCGUCCCCCCCUUCCCAACUCCCCCUCCUCCCCCUGUCCUCAGCCCUGAGUGUGUCUCUCCAGCUCCUCCCGGUGUCCCCACCCCCAUAGACGGACCCCGCCCCCCUGACAGCCUGACGCUCCACCCAUCAUCGGACACGCCAGACAAGACGAGCGAUGAAGCCCAGCAGAACAACAAGAACAGAAACCGAGGCAGCAACGGCGCCUCCCAGAGUCCGAGAGAGGCUGACACCCUCAAAAAGAGGCUGAAAGCCGCAGAGUCUCCUGAAAAUGAGCUGCAGGCUCCGAGGGCCUCGCUGGAGCAGCAGUCCUGCAGGUCAUACAGCAGCUCCAGUAAACAGACAGCAGCGUCUCCUCCUCUGAUCAGCCCCAACCUGCAGAGCACCGACAAAGACCCAACAUGCUGUGCGGUGGUUCCUGGGCAGGAGACGGUGUUGGAGAUUUGUAAAGGUCGAUCGGGACUGGGACUCAGUAUAGUGGGAGGAAGAGACACACAGCUGGAUGCCAUAGUGAUCCAUGAGGUUUAUGAGGAGGGAGCUGCAGCCAGAGACGGACGACUGUGGGCAGGAGACCAGAUACUGGAGGUAAAUGGCGUGGAUCUCCGCGGUGCGUCCCACGAGGAGGCCAUCGCUGCCCUGCGUCAGACGCCGGGGAAGGUCUGUCUGACGGUGCUGAGGGACGAGGCUCAGUAUCGAGACGAGGAGAACCUGGACAUCUUUAAGGUGGAGCUGCAGAAGAAGAGCGGCAGAGGGCUGGGACUCAGCAUCGUCGGGAAGAGGAGUGGCAGUGGUGUGUUUAUCUCUGAGGUGGUCAGAGGGGGCGCUGCUGAGCUGGACGGUCGUCUGAUGCAGGGAGACCAGAUCCUGUCAGUCAAUGGAGACAACACAAGACACGCCUCCCAGGAAACUGUCGCUGCCAUACUGAAGUGCGCUCGGGGUCCGGUCCUGUUGGAGCUCGGCCGACUCAAAGCUGCAUCCUGGAUCUCGUCCAGACGCAACUCACAGGGCAGCCAGAUCAGUCAUUUGGGCUCAGCUGUUGUGGCUCCGCCCCUCACACAGACCCCAACCUUAUCUGACCCCCCCACCUCCGACCCCCCAACCACGACCUCCAGCGGGCCCCUGCCCCUCGACGACGACGUGAAGUCCCCCCCCGACAUCACUUCCUCCUCUGCCGACAGCACAGGGGUAGAUGCGGGCUUCCGUACAGUGGAGAUCGUAAGGGGUGUCAGUGACUCCCUCGGGGUGAGUAUAGCAGGGGGGAAGGGCAGCCCGCUGGGUGACAUCCCCAUCUUCAUCGCCAUGAUUCAGGCCAACGGAGUCGCGGCCAAGACCCACCAACUCAAGGUGGGGGACCGGAUCGUCAGUAUUAACGGUCAGUGUGUGGACGGUCUGUCACAUAGUGAAGUUGUCACCAUGCUGAAGAACAGCUACGGAAACAUCAGCCUGCAGGUUGUAGCGGACACCAACAUCAGUGCCAUCGCCACCCAGGUGGAGAGUUUGUCCGGCAGCUCCGGUCUGUCAGCCCACACUGACACACAGUCAGCAGAGCCAGAGGGUCCGCGGCCCCACAGUAUUAGUCUGGAAAAAGGCUCUGAGGGACUCGGCUUCAGCAUCGUCGGAGGAUUUGGCAGUCCACACGGAGACCUGCCGAUCUACGUCAAGACAGUCUUCAGCAAGGGAGCGGCGGCGGUGGACGGGCGUCUGAAACGUGGCGAUCAGAUCCUGUCGGUGAACGGGGAGAGUCUGCAGGGAGCGACGCACGAACAGGCGGUCGCCAUCCUGAAGAAACAGAGAGGAACUGUCACACUGGACGUCCUGUCAUAACACACACACACACACACACACACACACACCUGCGUGCACAUACACGCAUGAACACAAAAGCUCCUGUGACUGUGUUCUGGUGAAUCACGUGCCCCCUGACUCUCGGAUCGAGAACUCUGAACUUCCCAACAUGCAAAAAAAAGAAACGGCAUCAGACAGUGCCAAUACACACACACGCACACACGCACACACACACACACACACACGCACACACACACACUGGUGGGCGAAGCCAGUCCAAACUGAUGUCUGACACAUUGAAACCCUGUGCAGAAUGACCAGAUGAGUGUCACCACUCUACUGUGUUUUACAGAGUUUCUCAAUCUUGGGCUCGGGGCCACAUGUGGGGUCACCUGAUGUGCAGAAGGGGUCAUGAGAAACAUCUGAUAUAUUGAUAUUUGUUUGAGCCUGAUCGUGGUGACGUCUCCACAACCACCGGACAUUUUGCCAUGAGAUCUGAGGUCUGAGUUCCUGCUCCCCAGAGGAUGAGAUGAGUUUUCUCUUCGUUCAUUUCCUCCAGUUUCUCUCCUUUUUGUCUCGUCUCUGUUCAUCUAUACACACCCACCUUACAUCUCUCCACUGUCUUUGCGGUGUGCGCUAUGUGCACCAUCUUAGUUUAGCAUGUUAGCAGGCUAACAUUUGCUGAUUAGCACUAAACACAAAGAGGGGAACGUCCUUAGUUUUUCCUGUAUUUGGUCAUGAAGCUAUAGAACCUGGAAGGUGGUGGUGGGAAUUGUUUUCUGAAAUUAUUCUGUUACCUCACAUAUUCUUUAUUAUUAAUCAUUUGAGUCAUUUGUUAAGCAAAAAUGCCAGAAAUUCUCUGGUUACGUCGUUUGAAAUGUGAAUAUUUGCUGGUUUCCUCUCUUUUCUGUCACAGUAAACUGAAUCUCUUUGGGUUUUCGACUGUUGGUCAAACAAAACGAGACGUUUGAAUUCAUCAUCUUGAGACUCUGGGAAAUAAAGGGGGACAUUUUUCACCUUUCUUGACAUUUUAUGGACCAAACAACUAAUCAAUACGACUUCAUCAGUUGCAGCCCUAAGGAUACUUACAAUUCAUCUUGUGGGGAACUUGAAUGUCUGAACUCAAUUUCGUGGCAAUCCAUCACAUGGUUGUUGAGAUAUUUUAGUCUGAACCACAAAAGUCAAGCUCAACAUGUAGAGGAAAAGUCAGUUGGAUUCAUCACGUCUCUGCAGAAUUCCUUAUCGAAUCCCUCCAGCAGUUGUCAGAAUAUAAACUGUAAAAUUUGGAGAUUUGAGAGGAACGUGACACUUGGACACGGUGUCACGAGUCGGAAAGGCUGAGACUUGUUGGAAGACCCGCCACUGAUCCAGAAUCUGAUUUAAAACAGAGAGCUCAGUGCCCAGCGGGGUCACGGUGGAGACGCGUUUAAAUCCAGCCCGCACCAGUUGACACGUGACUCCGAGGACAACAGGGACGUUCGUUUAGUGGAUGAAAAGCUCAUGUUUAUGACCCAGAGGAACAGAAGGGAAGCGCUGGGGAAAAGAUGCGACUGGACACAGAUCUUUGACGCUGCUGCACACGUUAGCUUAGCAUCUCCCGUGUUGUAACAGACUGGUUAGCUGUUAGCCAUGGAGUCGCUGUUGUUAUAAAUGUGGAAACUGUAACGCCGAUCGUUCCAACAUCUCAUCAACAUCUGCCGUCAUCGGUGCACUAUCAGAGCAAACAGCUGUUAUACCUUACCAGGUGCAGCACAGGGCCAAAAGUCUGUGGACAGCUGGACAUUCCCUCCAUAUUCGACACCAUGUUCUAUAUUCUGCUGCUCUAACAGCCUCCACUCACCUGGGUUCAGUCUUUCCACCAGAUGUUGAAGCCACUGUUGAAUCCACUGUUGCCUAACGUACUGUUGUAUCCUGCAGCAUUAAGAUUUUCCCUCACUGGAACCAGGAGGCCCCAACCGAGAGAAAAGUACAGCCCUGUCCAUAUACUUUUGGCCAUUUAGUGCAGUAGGCCUAAGAAUGAUCACCCACUCUGAUCAUUGCAGUUGAUUUUGGUUGAAUAAAAUUACACACUUUAAGAAAUUUAUAUUUAUAUUUAAUGUUCUAAAAUGGUCAAAAUCAGAUUUAAAAGUCCAGCACUUCAAGUCCCUUUAUUUAUCUGUAUAAUUGUUAUAUAAAGACGUAAUAACUGGUUUUUUAACAGACUCUGAUGCAGCUGUGACCAGAUCUCAGUGUUUAUCAACGUCUCUGUUACCGGCUCCAACUCCUCCAUCAGUGGAGGCUGCUGGAUGAACAGACGAUGAACCACAACACAAUAAAACACAGGAUGGAAUAAUAGAAAAUAUGUGGAACAAACACUGAACGUUAAUAAACUCAGAAACAUGCUCUGAUAUCUGGGUUUGAACUGAACUACAGUCUGUUAUAGACCAGUUAUUACAUGUUUAUACACUGAUCAUAAAUAAUAAAUAGGGGACUUAAGUAAAAUAUUACCCUCCAAUUAUACGAAAUCUGGGUGAAAAUCAGAUUAUAAAAAUGAUAUUAGCGUUGCAAACACUUUAUAUUUCAUUAAAAAUUGCUUUAAAGUGCUUAUUUUCCUUUUUUUCCCCCUUCACUUUGUGUCAGUGAAGGUAAAUGAUAAUGAUGAGCUGUUUUUAGCUGCAGAGGAGAAUGAAAAGCUUCUACUUGUUGGUGCUUAAAGUCCUGGUUAAUCCAGGUUUAAAGGUCCUUCACACUCAGACUAAGUGGUGUCAGUUAUUCUGUCCAGUUAAACCUCUGCUCCGUUUGAAAUCAGCCAAGUCUUUGUCCAGACUUUCCAGGCUCCGUCUGUUGAAGCUGACACGGUCCAACAAAGGUGUCAGCACCACUUUCUGAUCGGGUGCAGUUACUGGCUUUAUUAAUGGUGAAGAAAUCCUUUACUGAUGCUUUAUAGAUCAGUUAUAGGACCUUAACAACAACGUCCUUUGGGUUGCCAGGUUGUGGGAAAUCCUGUCUGCUGCAGACACUUUGUCUUUUUAUGUCUUUAAUUCAUCAGGGAGACGUCUCCAGUGGACUGUUUGACCACUGAGCUUCUGGAAAACAGCCGCAGGACGUCUGGACCAAAGUCCAUUUACAGACUGAUUAUUAACAUUUACAGCUGCAGACUUGGAGGAUUGUAGAACAUUUUAUCGGUGAUUUGUUAACAUUUCUAACUGCAAGUGACUAAUGGCUCAUUACAAACUGAGAAACCCCAGAACCUUUAUUAGUGUCAUCCUAACAUUUAGAACCGCAGACCCUUGUGAUUUAUUAGAAAUCAAAUAUGGAUUUCCCACAACCUGGCAACCCAAAGGACGUGGUUAUUAAGGUCCUAUAACUGAUCUAUAAGGAAUUGGUAAGUGAUUUAUUAACGAGUAUUAUUAUAAAGCCUUUAUAAAUGGGGCCUUGUCAGAAAGUCGUACCAAACCGUCUCAUCAGGCAAAAUAAGCGACGGCAGCUGUUGCGUGUUUAGGGCCUUUAAAGUGUUGCACUGAUUUAUGAAGCCAGAAAUCUCACCUGGCUGCAGUGAUGCAGAAGUGUACUCCGGGGUGUGCCCGUACACUGUGACAUCACUGAUGGGCGUGGCCGCAGGUGCAACAGACUUUAGGUUUUCAACCGGCGGACAGAGACCGACACCGCAUGUCGCUUCAUGUUAGACUGGUUAUUGAAAUCUUCCUGGAAUUCAAAAUACACACAAACAUCACAAAGUUCAUCAUCAUAUUUAUGUUAAAUCAAAGAAUUCAGCUGUUAAAUUUCCUAAUUUACUCAAACAAGCUCUUCAUUUCUUUAGUCUCAUAUAAAGCGUCAUUAGAUAAAAUUAGCUGUUUGUUUCUCUGCAGUAUUUCACUGAUGAGCGUUGAAUUCAUCAUGAACACGGAUAUUAAACGUGAAACUAAGCCGCCAUUUUUCUUCCCUUCUUAUUAUUCAGUAAUGAAUCCAUAUGACACAUAAAUGAACAUUAUAUAGAUUAAUAUGAAAUACUGAUGUGGCUCCCAGGACUUGGUCGGAGACCCCGUUGCUCCCGGCAACGGAUACAGUCUCUUCCACGCGAUUGUUGUCGUGGAGAGAAAAUAUGACAAAAAACAAAAAGCUUUCUAGAAACCAGCGAGAAUAAAAGCGACAGACGGACGUUUGAAACCCUCUUGUUCUUCAGACUCGUUCCACUAAUGUGACGUGUUUAGCCUAGCUUAGCACAAACAGUGGAAGCAGAGGGAAACUGUUAGCCUAAAAAGUCCACCUUCCUGCAAGUCCUCCAAGUCUGUAAUGCAUUGAUGGGUUUCUAAUGAGUAAUUUAAAUCUGUACCUUUAAAUCACUAAGCUCCAAAUUAAGAGGUGGUUUUGUGACUUGGUAACAGGGAUGACUCCAGAUUCAGGCUUAAUAAAUUAAUUUUAAGUGUUUUAUACAUAUAUAUAUAUAAAUAUAUAUAUAUAUAUGUAUAAAACACUUAAUAUUCAUUAUUUUUUCAAGGGUCGUCUGUGUGUAUCCUGAAUUUUGACUGAAGGAGAAUUUGGGGCUCUUGUACAGUAUAAAAUAACAGAUGGCUUCAUGUUAAACCUUAGUUAAUCCAUUAUUCAUCCUCUUAAAAACCUAUAAAAAUACCAGAACUGCAUCAAGAUUAAUGGGUAAAAUUAAUCUUAUUUUAAGGUACAAAAAAAUAAUUGACAUUGGCAACAGUUUAAGACAAAAUCCAGAAUAUUUGCUGGUUUCAGAUUCUAUGAUGUGAAGAUCUGCCUUUUUUUGUCAUUUAUCACAGUAUAGAUAUAAAACAUGUGACGCGCUCUUCACCAGGCUCCAAAGCUGACGAAUCUCUUUCAGGUUUCUCAUCUCCAGCCACAGUUUCUCUCCUCAGAUCCAACAAAAGAUUUGAACUCUGAGUUGUGUUCGUUUGUAACUUUUAUUUUACCUUUUUAACAAAUGUGAGAAGGGAUCCAACCUUAUUUCAGACGGAGAACGCGAGGAUUUACUAGAACGUUGCUUCGGUCUUUCAUGUUACGGGGUGGAGGUAGUUGUCCGUCAGCUCUGAAGUGUAGAACGACGUCGGUCCCAACGAGGGAGGGAGAACAGCUUGUUUCUGUUCAGAGAUCCUGUACUUUACACACAUCAAUCAAGUGCAAAAUACUUUAUGUUCAGCUUUUUCUGUCAUAAUUGUUGUCUGAAUUUUUGGUACUUUAUCUGUGGAUGUCAGAAUAGAUGAACUGUAAUUUAUUUUUUGAUCUCGUUGGAAAUUCACGAUGUAUUUCUAUGUUGUAGCGUUAUUAUCGUGAUAUGUUGUGUCUAAAUCAUUGUCUGAAUGGUCAGAAAUCACAGUAGAAAACCUGCAGCUUUCGAACAUCUGUCAUAUUCAGAGUCGCUGUCAAAACCCAGCUGCGUUUUUGUUUUGGUUUUUUUAACCUCAUCUAAUAAUAAUUUCCUCAGAAAUUUCCUAGAAACAAAUAAAGAAAACA